Molecule: messenger RNA, 5952 nt
Organism: Mizuhopecten yessoensis (Yesso scallop)
Lineage: Eukaryota; Metazoa; Mollusca; Bivalvia; Pectinida; Pectinidae
Exons: 7
Coding region: 214-3165 (983 amino acids)
Molecular function (GO): NAD+ poly-ADP-ribosyltransferase activity
Source: RefSeq, a predicted model, not a curated record
UGUGUGGUCAGCUCUUACAUGGAAGAUUUUGUUCAACUGCUUGCUAAAGCAAAGUUCUGCGAACUCUCAUUGUGAUCACGUGACGGCGUACGAUCACUUCCUGUUUUGUACCAGCUCGAUGUAGAGAAAAUGGCAGAAUGAAUCUGACGAAGAUUGGGGAUUUUUGACAGCGUUUAGGGUGUAGACGGGACGGAAUCAAGUGUUGGGGACACGAUGAAUUCCUCACCCGAUACACCAAUUCUUAUAAACUCUGAUGAAGAUGAAGAUGAUAGUGAUGUGGAGUUCAUUCACGAGGAAAAAAAUGAAGAUUUGGACGUGAUAUUUGUAUCACAAUCCACGACAACACUGGUCACUCCUAAGUGUGACGAACAGCACACAGGAUGUGGCCAUGUUAUACCCUCGGUACCUAGUCGUAACAUGAGCAUAUCCAGUUCCCUGGAUAUGACCUUGACAAUAGAGGAUCGUGACCUCAACUCACCUCUAGACCUGUCGUCUAAAAAAGGGCCGAGUGAUUUCAGUGACAUUAGUGAGGCAAGUGAUGAUUCUGAUGAUGACGACAGUAGUGCAAUUGAUGACAUGGACGAUGAUAGCGACGUGAUACAAAGCCUAGUAUCUGGUAGCAGUAAGGGUGUUGAUAGGGGAGACAUUGGCUGUAGGCUGAACAGUGGUGGUAAUGGGGACAACCUGAUGCAGCCUCUACAGGACAGCAGUCUUACUAGUAAUGGUGUCUCCCCAAUAGAUGUCUUGGACAGCUCUGAUGUAACCAUGGCGGUGGUCAGUUCCUCGGAUACCAGCCCCCCUACAGCUGGGCAGGGAUGUGUUCUGUCUGUACCCUCACCACAUGUAGCAGACUUGGACAUAAAACCACAUAUACCUCAUUAUAAAACUGAUAAAAUGGAACCUUUUAUACAUGUUGGAGCAAAAACCAAGGAUGGAAUGAUACCCAAGGGGGCUCCAGUGCUGGCCCGGCCAAAGGAUCUCCAGUCCACGUCCAAAGGUGUGAGCAAGGACGAGGAGAUGUCCUCGGGGGAUAUUUGGGACUCUCUUAAAAAGGACUUGGACUUUUUAAAUGACACACCUUCGUGUCCAUCAGCACAGAGUUCGCUCCCUUACCCGGGGGGAACUGGGCCAGGCACGCUCAGUAUCUCAAAGAUUCUUGAUCCUACACAUCCACCCUCCAAGUGUAUGAACACACCUGCACAAUCAUCAAACAACUUCUCAAUCUCAUCAAUACUGAACUCUUCUGCCUCAACAGACUCCAAUAUCCGUUUGAGUCAAGGUCAUGUCAAGGACAAGGUCAAUACCAGUCAUAUACAUGUGUCCUCCACACCAAAGUCUGAUACUUCUCCAUCCACUAGUAUGUCAGUGGACGACCUUGCUUACAAUAACUCUUUAAACAAGCAGCUGCCCCCAAAGAAGCAGCAGCGCUGUAUGAGGCAGUUUAGCUGUCCCUCACUUCGCAAGGGCGGACCUACAAAACCUGUUACCUCACCAAAGUCGCAAAACUCGUGCAUUGGCUGGGAGAAAUGUUCUUAUUGUCAAGUUUCUCUCAUGGGUCUCAAGUCGUCACGAUGCCUGCAAGGUCAUGUGACCUGUGGCAUGUGCCUGGAGGAAAAGGUCAAACUAGUGCUAACAGGAAAAACCAAGGAAUCCCUGCGUUGUGUUCAGAGUGGUUGUGACAGUUAUUACCCUAUGAGUGAGCUGAAGCAGUCACUGCCAAACAUUGUGGUGGAGAUCCUCGAGGAUAAACUCGACAAUGACUAUAUUGAUUAUAUUGCCAACAUGAUCCUGAAGAAUGCUGGUGCCUCAUCUCCUCCCUCAUCUAAUUCUGCUCCUUCAACUUCCUCUUCUGCUUCGUCCUUUUCUUCCUCUGCCUCCUCCUCCUCUGUACCAUCAACUUCGGCUGUCCCCAUGGCAAUGAUUGACGACUCCCUCGGUGCUUCAACCAGCCAGCAGCCAUCCAAAGGACUAGAGUUCAAGGACGCAAUGGAAACUGCAAAACCAGAGCCACUUACAGUGAAAAAGGAACCGAUGAUGGAAGACUGUCCACCCAACUGGACACCAAUGGAUAAACGAUCUAGCUAUUUUAUGGUUCCUCUGGAGCCAGAGUCACAGGAAUAUGUUGAUGUUGCCCUCAAGUUCCACAACUCAAUGAAGUUCCCAGCAGCAGACAUCACUAAGAUCUUCAGAGUUCAAAACCCGAUUCUGUGGAAAUAUUACACAGUGAAGAGAACCGAGAUGAUUAUAGAGAAUGACGGCUUAGACAUCCAGGAAAACAGUCUGUUUCAUGGAACUACAAGCUCGGUACUGGACGCCAUCUGUAAAAAAGGAUUUGAUUGGAGAGUCUGUGGAAAAAAUGCAACAGUUUAUGGCCAAGGUUCAUACUUUGCUGUGAAUGCCUCGUAUUCUCACAUGUAUACGGAUAAUGGCAAUGAGAACCGUCGGCGUGGACGUGUUGUUACCCUGCUGUCCGGGAUGCCUCGCCCAAUGCCUGCCCAUGUGCCGUACCUGUCAACGUCUACUUCUAAUGUUUUGUCCCAGCAGAUUGGGUUCAGUCCCACCACCAUACAGGUGUAUACGCCACCCACUUCUAUCUCCUCAUUACCCACAGGAACCAAUAAUGUCCCUCUCUCCAACAUCACGCCUUCUAAUCCUGCCAGCUCCUCUCACUUGGUGGCACAAGGUCUGGUUGCUCCUCCCACUUUGAACAAAGGAUCAAAUAAUUCCAGUUUGGUGCCGCAGCAACAGGCAGCCUCAUCAUCUGUCCAGCAGCUGGCUCCAGGACCCAUCAGAAACAGAUACCUCACUACCCAGCUCUCAAUUCGCAGCAGACUCAUGAUGCGGCGUGACAGUAUGAGUGAGUUGAAGAAUCCGUCAAUACCUACCCCAAUUGGUCAACCCGCUCUGGGCAACCCGGCAGACCUCCUACCAUCAAAUAAAACUGUACAUAGAAUGUUUCUGGCAAAGGUGCUAGUAGGGAAGUACACUGGGGGUCACAGCGGACUGAGGAAGCCUCCUCCAUUAUACCCUUGUACCGAUCCGUACGGAAAGUGCUACGACUCAUGUGUCGACAACAUACACAACCCCAAAAUAUUUGUCAUAUUUGACACAGCGCAGGCCUACCCUUCCUAUGUACUAGAGUAUCAUUGUGAGGAGGGGCAGUGAGAUGUGGUGUUGUGUAAUACAUGGAAGUUUGGAUGUUUUGUGUGUAGCUAGUGUAAGACAAACAGUACUUCAAGGUUGUUCGCCAUGUUGAGACUGUCACCAUGGUAAAUAUAUACCAAACAGAAAUGGCUGCAGACAUUCAACUGUUUAUGUUGUGAAAAAGUAAAUAGUAUGUUAUAGGUUUCUCUAUUUUAGUGGCUGUGAUUAUAUAUCGAGCAUUGAUUUUGUCAAUUUUACUUGUUAUUUAAAGAACAAUUACAGACAUGUUUGCUACCUCUUGUUUUCUCACCUUACCAGAGAUCACAUGCAUCACUGCUAAAAUGCUGGUCAAGCAUCUGGAUGUGUCAAUAAUUUGGCAACAUUAAUUGUCAGCAGAUGUGUCACUAGGUAAAUCAGGUAAGCUUAAUUCUCUUACAUCUAGUAUUGACAGAUGUGUCGCUAGGUAAAUGAUCAGGCAAGCCUAUUAUAUGGAGUAUUGACGGAUGUGUCACUAGGUAAAUCGGGCAAGCUUAAUUCUCCUACAUCGAGUAUUGACAGACGUGUCGCUAGGUAAAUGAUCAGGCAAGCUUAACUCUAUUACAUGGAGUAUUGACAGACGUGUCGCUAGGUAAAUCUGGCAAGCUUAACUUUCUCACAUUGAGUAUUGACAGACCUGUCGCUAGGUAAAUCGGGCAAGCUUAACUUUCUCACAUUGAGUAUUGACAGACGUGUCGCUAGGUAAAUCAAGCUAACUUAAAAUUAACUGGUCCUACAUUAAGUGUCAAUGGACAUGUCAUUAUCAGGCUAACUUUGCCUUGUCCUACAUCAAAUAUCAGAGAAUGUAUCGCUGCAUCAAAUGUUGAAAGACGUGUCACUAGAGUAAUUCAGAUGCCUCAGGUAUUGACAGGCCUAUCUCUAGGUUAAUCAAGCUAGUUCUACAGUCAGUGUUGAUUAACAUGUCAUAAUCAGGCAAGCUCACCUAGUCCUGCAUCAAGUGUUUCGAUGGACACGUCACUAGAGUAGUCUGCCUACAUCAAGUGUUUUGAUAGACACGUCACUUGAUCUAGAGAAGACUGCCUACAUCAAGUGAUGGCAGACAUGUCUCUAGUGUAAACAGGUUACAUACAUCAAGUGCUGGUGGAUAUGUCUCUAGGUUGCAUUGGUUGGUUAUUGGUUUGACAUUUUACUUAUACUUUUACCUGUGUUUGUAUAGAGUUGAAGCUCUCACUCAGGAAAUCAAGCUACCUAACCUAGUACUUCAUCAACAGGUGUAGACUCAAAAUUUUGGAUGAUCAUGUGGAGGAUUUGAAAAGGAAGAGAAUUGCUGAACUUUAUAAUUAAUUUUCAAAAAGUAUUGUAGAUUUUCUCCUUGCCCUCUUACAAGAACUUUAUUUUUAUAUAUGGAUGAUUUCUUGGUGUAGUUUCUUAUUCGAUGUAAUCCAGCUCUAUCUGAACGGUAAUUUAUAUGUUCCCAAUCAUUAAAUUGGUAGUGGUGAGUUUAGAAACCAAGAAGGCAAACAUUUUAUUGGUUACGCUUGUUAUGAUAAACAUGUAUGUAAAGCACAUGUAAUGUAAAACAGAAAUAUAUCCACUUAGUUAUAGAGUAAAAUGUGAUAUGUAUGUACUUCAACCUCGGGUACAAAUUUAAUAAAUUAACUUUAGGUCCGGAGAUACAAAUUUAAUACAUCUUUAGGUCCGGAGAUACAAAUUUAAUACAUCAACUUUAGGUCCGGAGAUACAAAUGUAUACAUUAACGUGAUGUAUGGAGAUACAUGUACAAAUUUAAUACAUUAACUUUAGGUCCGGAGAUAGAAAUUUAUACAUCAAUAUGAUGUAUGGCGAUACAAAUUUAAUACAUCAACUUUAGGUCCGGAGAUACAAAUGUAUACACUAACGUGAUGUAUAGAGAGAUACAUUUACAAAUUUAAUACAUCAACUUUAGGUCCGGAGAUACAAAUGUAUACAUUAACGUGAUGUAUGGAGAUACAUGUACAAAUUUAAUACAUUAACUUUAGGUCCGGAGAUGAAAUUUAUACAUAAUAUGAUGUAUGGCGAUACAAAUUGAAUACAUUAACUUUAGGUCCGGAGAUAGAAAUUUAUACAUCAAUAUGAUGUAUGGCGAUACAAAUUUAAUACAUUAACUUUAGGGCUGGAGAUACAAAUGUAUACAUUAACGUGAUAUAUGGAGUUACAUGUACAAAUUUAAUACAUUAACUUUAGGGCUGGAGAUACAAAUUUUAAUACAUUGACUUUAGGUCCAGAGAUAGAAAUUUAUACAUCAACAUGAUGUAUGGAGAUACAGAUUUAAUACAUCAACUUGUCUACGAAGAUGCAAAUUUAAUGCAUCAACUUGUGUAGGGAGAUACAUGUACAAGUUUAAAACACCAACAUUAAAUACAGAGAUGCAAAUUUAAUACAUUAACUUUAGGCCGGAUAUUCAAAUUUUAUGCUUUAACUUAAGGUCUGGAGUUAUACAUUUUAUGUUUUAACUUAAGGUCCGGAUAUACACAUUUUAUGCAUCAAUUUAAGGUCUGGAUAUACAAAUUUUAUACUUUAACUUAAGGUUCAGAUAUACAAAUUUUAUGCUUCAACUUAAGGUCUGGAGAUACAAAUUUUAUGCUUCAACUUAAGGUCUGGAGAUACAAAUUUUAUGCAUCAGCUUAAGGUAUCGAGAUACAAAUUUAAUAUGUCAACCUGGGGUAUGGAGAUACAUAUAUCAUUCAUCAAUUUGUGUUAUAGAAAUACAAAUAUAACUGAAAAGUGUUGAGACAUUUUAAAAUGUAAUAUAAUUUACCAAUUUUUAUUCUC